Molecule: messenger RNA, 1482 nt
Organism: Mesorhabditis spiculigera
Lineage: Eukaryota; Metazoa; Nematoda; Chromadorea; Rhabditida; Rhabditidae
Source: the annotation of a GenBank genome assembly
AUGGAUCUGGCGACAGCUAAGGAAAAAUAUCUCGAGCUUCUCGAUGAAUUGGAAGGAGCUAGACUCUCCUCGUUUUUGGACUGGAUCGCAAAAUCUGUCGAAGAUGGGCAUGGAAAGUCGAGGAAAAAACGGUCCAAGAAGACACGAAAAGCUCUGUUGAAGUUGGAUCAGAUUGCCGAAGAACUGAAAGCUAAGGUUUCGCCAGAAGCGAUUAUGCCGACGGAGUCGAUAGCAUAUCCAACAGUCGGAUAUGAUUCAGAUUGUAAUGCUGUUAACACGCUACAUAUCGACAACUUUCUGUUCACUGAUGAUGAUGUUGAUCAGAUGGUGGACGAGGGAAAGGUCUCAAGAUACUAUUGCAAACAAUGUGGCUCUAAAGACCUGGAGGCGCUAAAUUUCAUCUCGCACUCCCUGUCAAAAGAGCAAAUUGAAUUCAUGUUCACAAGGCUCGUGCCGUUGCUGCAAAAACCGAGCCCAUUUAUUGUCGACAUUGGGUCGCGCAUGGGUGCAGUAAUUUUUGGAGCGAGCUUGUUGGGUGAAUCGGAUUGGAAAAUCGCCGGCGUUGAGUUGAACCCAGAGUUCGCCAAGUUGCAAAUGGAAUUCGUCAAGCAACACGCUUUUCCAAAUAUUGAAAUCUGCUGUUCCGAUGUGCGGAAUCAAGCUUCUCUGAUACAGACGGCCGACGUCGUGGUGAUGAACAACGUAUUUAGCUUCUUCAUGUCGGCGGAAGAGCAUGUAUCUUGCUGGGAAUUCCUGCACAAGAAUCUGCAACCGGGUUGCGUGAUCAUCCAUAACCCCGCGAUUUGCGAUAUCGUCGAACAUUUGCCGCUUUCUUUUAAAGUUGAGGAAUGGCUGCAGGAGAAACCAUUGUUCGAGAUUGCCUACGAGUUCUGUGGCACCGAGAAGAGCACAGAGUACGAAGAUUGCACACAGCUACACAUGUACCGUGUGAUUGGAAAUAGCAAAAUGGCGGACGGUCCUGGUAUUUCGAAGGCGCUAAUGGAUAUGAAGUUUAUGCAACGCACAAAGAAGAAGUUUGAAAUGAAAGAGGCGCAGAAGAAGGAGCUGGCCGAGAAGAAGCGUCUCUUGGGCGAGGGACCCAGCCAAAAUGAAGUUGUCGUGAAACAAGAAGUCGAUGAAGCGCCACAAUAUGAAUUCGUACGUUCUUACGACAAGCUGGAGGAUUUGCGGUUUGGCCGUUUUUCAUUCAAAGGAUUUAACCCAGAAGUCGAGAAAUUAAUGAUAUUCCACGAAAGACUACGCAAGGGUCUUCCAACUGAGGAUUCGGAAGAAGAAGCUGAAGUGAAUAAAGCGGAAAUGGCGGAAGCGCUCGGAGGUUCUUUGCGGAAAAAGUUUCAAAAGAAGGGUGAGCGGACGCCUCAGGAAGAGACGACGCUUCGGGAUGAGACGGUUGGAAGUAAAAUGGCGCAGAAACGGGGUCGUGACGUGCUGCCGGCAGGCCCUAAGCCUAAGAAAUGGCGC